CACUGUUUUACUUCAAGUGUUUUAUUACAAGCUUCCUGCAUGCCACCAGCUUGCUUUCAUAUAUGCUGACUCAAGAUCUCCAAGUUUAUUUUUCUAGCAUUGUUUCUACUACAGGUUUCCCUCAGGAGUCAUCAGACCUUCUACUUCUCCAUCUAGAGGGCUGACAAGAGAUCCCUUUAGACUCCUCCGCCCUGCCACAGAAGGGGAGGGUACCUUCACUCUGAAGAUUUAAAAGGGAACUCCCAAACCUGUAGGAGAUCUUGUAGCACGUUAUCCCAAGAAAAGAAGGCUGAAGAUUUGCCACUGAACAAAGUAUGAAGGGACUACGUAAACUGACAGCAAUUGCAACGGCACUGUUCCUGGCAGCGUUCUUGGUAUCUUUCUCCUGGAGUGCACCUCAGGCUUAUUUCCAAAGGAGGAACUGGACUCCUCAGGCUAUGCUGUAUUUGAAGGGUGCACAGGGACGUCGAUUCAUCUCAGAUGAGAGCCAACGAAACGAUCUGUAUGAAAGAAUGAAGCUUGAAACACGCAGCCAAAACACAAAUCCUUUAUCCCUUUCUGAAGCUGCUGCACUGUUCCUUAGUUCCUUACAGAAAGCACAAGAAAAAGUUGAAGAAGAAAACAGUGAUCACCCUGCCUACUUGACAGACAAGCUAUCAAAUUGGUGAAAUAUUUCAAAUUUGACAUUUGGAUUGCACAGACCCUGAAAUCAUGUCUUGUGUAAACAGAGUGUUUCAUCCAUCCUCACUUCAGUUCCCAAAGAGUGACGUAUAUAUGUGUUGCAAAAUUUUGAAUGCAAACAGGUUACACGUUACUGAUAAAGAUCAGAUAAAGGAGGUAUUUGUUAGGUUCUGCUUUGUUUAGACCAUUUUGUAUGUCCCACCUAGAAUUUAAAAUACAUUGUACCAUCUUACCUGAAAAGAUGAUUAAAACUAUCUUUUUGGACAA
Pezoporus occidentalis (night parrot) is the source of this 948-nucleotide messenger RNA. It is a transcript of the gene SPX, whose product is annotated as spexin hormone. Gene Ontology annotation, molecular function: neuropeptide hormone activity. Gene Ontology annotation, biological process: positive regulation of gastro-intestinal system smooth muscle contraction. Lineage: Eukaryota; Metazoa; Chordata; Aves; Psittaciformes; Psittacidae. The record is from RefSeq and is a predicted model, not a curated record. The coding region runs from base 315 to 668 and encodes 117 amino acids. Gene Ontology annotation, cellular component: cytoplasm. The transcript has 7 exons.